This is a messenger RNA of Panicum hallii, 787 nucleotides long. RefSeq lists its product as uncharacterized. Lineage: Eukaryota; Viridiplantae; Streptophyta; Magnoliopsida; Poales; Poaceae. The coding region runs from base 112 to 336 and encodes 74 amino acids. Gene Ontology annotation, biological process: negative regulation of cell population proliferation. The record is from RefSeq and is a predicted model, not a curated record. The transcript has a single exon.
CACCUGCAAUCACCAACCAGAACCAAGAGACCUGCUGCACAUUGGCAAAGUCUGCAACAACCACAACUCCUCCUUCAGAGAGAGAAGAAGAAGAAGAAGAAAGCUACAGAGAUGGAGAUGUACAUGGAUGACAAGAGCAAGAUGCUGUUCAAGAAGGGCAGCCGGAGAUCGACGGCAAGCGAGGGGAGCCCGGCGGCGGGCUUCAAGGCCCGGACAUCGAGGGGCCCGGCGGCCCGGUCGGUGCCGGGCCGGCUGGCGAGCCUGGUGAAGGAGCAGAGGGCCAGGUUCUACAUCAUGCGCCGCUGCGUCACCAUGCUCGUGUGCUGGAGGGACUAGUGGAACUGGAAUGUAAGACUCCAGGGCCAUGGGCUCACCGGGGGCGUGUGACCGGGCCCAAUUGGGCCUAGUCUGGUGGUAGGUUCAUGUGCCAUAGUGACUGACUGUUCUUCCUCACAGUCAGAGGAAGAGGGAUCAGAGAUGUGCCUGUUCUGUGGCCAUCCUGUGCUUGACAGUGUUUAUAGUGUCAGAAAAUUAGUUCCUGUUCUGUCUGAAUGACAGCGUUGUUUGCUGCAAAAGGCUAAUACGCUCCUGACUUCCGUGUAAAUUAAGGUUCCUGUUGCCAUGUUGUGUUUUUUCCCUGCGGGUAUCACAAGUCUGAACUCUCAACAAGGCAAGAUGAUGGUCAAUAUGGCCAUGUCGUCCCUUGACAAACAGUAUCCAUACAUGAAAGUUGCGUUGUUAGCAGCCACUGCAUUUUUUUUGAAUGGGAGGAUGCAUAUUAUGACCA